Messenger RNA from Habropoda laboriosa, 7231 nucleotides. RefSeq lists its product as uncharacterized. Gene Ontology annotation, molecular function: linear polyubiquitin binding; ubiquitin protein ligase activity; zinc ion binding. The record is from RefSeq and is a predicted model, not a curated record. Gene Ontology annotation, cellular component: LUBAC complex. Gene Ontology annotation, biological process: protein linear polyubiquitination. NCBI's taxonomy places the organism in Eukaryota, Metazoa, Arthropoda, Insecta, Hymenoptera, Apidae. The coding region runs from base 72 to 7187 and encodes 2371 amino acids. The transcript is spliced from 21 exons.
UCGGGAGCAGCCAGUACCGUGACGACCAGUUCCCGAGGAAAACCGGAGAAAUCGCCUCCGCGAGGUCCCACAUGAAUAACCCGGGAGCUGAAAAAUGGCGUCCGAUGGCCAUUUCGAACCCGUCUACCCGGUUGCGCAUGGCCAGGUCCAUGCCCCACUGGGUUCUGGCGCAACAACAGAAGGAAGCGGAGCAACAUCAGCAACGCCGACCACCGACCCCACCAAAAAUCCCGCCGCCGUCGCUCUCCGGGGACUGUGGUGACCCAGACUACGAGAUCAUCGAAUUUCCGACCCGACCGCAAGCACAGAAGAUGUCCUCGACACCGAACGCCACGAAGUGUGCCCUGUGCGGCACCGAGAACGUGUUCGCUCGCUGCGACACCUGUAAAGGCAAUUACUGCGAGGCCUGCGACGACAUGAAUCAUAAACACCCGAAAAGAAAGCACCACGUACGAAGACGAAUCUUAACGGAAAUGGCGACGAAAACACGACCGCCGUUACCACCGAAAGGGGAUAACAUGUCGAAUCCGCCGCCUAUUCCACCACCAAGACGGAACCGCAAGAACGCUCAGGCUAAAACGACGCAAAACCAGGGACCCACGAAUCUCUCCUUGAUCGAGAGAGUCGGCAGCUUGAAGAGAACACUUCCGAACACCGCCAGGCCGCUGUCAGCCAAUUUGGACACGAAAAUCGUGUCGAAAUCCACGCAGUCGGUGAACGCUAGCAGCAACGAUGGAGCAGGAGCAAUAUCUGGCACCGACAAAAUGUCUACCCUUCAGGAGAGGUACAGGAAAUAUCAGGAAGCUAUGAGAGCACAGGAUGCGAACAGAAGAAGACAUCCUUCCUCUGACAUUUCGAGAGACACGAUGAACGCAAGGCCGCUCAGUGUAGGCAGCCCGAAACUGGCGCCUCCGUUGCCGCCUCCGCCCCCGCCACCCAGAUCUAUGAUGCAAUCGGCCAGCGUCUGCGAUUUAUCGUCGCCGCACAUGUGGAAUCCGGGAAUGCAUCAGGCUCAAUCAAUGGCUCAUCUAGGCCCAGGAGGCAUGCCAGUGAUGUGGUACCCACCGAAUGCCCCAUGGGACAUGACCAUGGGUGGCUCCACGAUGAGCCUGAACCAUCCAGCAAUGUGGGGUUACCCAAUGGGAUAUCCUCCCUCGCAGAUGCUUCCACCUCAUUACCCAGGCUCGCUUUCGAGGCCGCACAGUCCGGCGAGAAGCGUGAAAUCGAGCAGAAGAUCGAGGGCAGCCUCGCCGUCUCCCAGUCUGAAAUCGAGAAAAUCACUGGCCACGAGAUCACGAUCGAGGAGAUCGCAGGGAUCGCCCUCCGACGCUAGCUCCGAGGACUCUGGAGAGUCGGACGUCGAAGACAGGCUCUCCCGAAGCUCCAGAGGCACCAGACGUGGCAGCGUGUCCAGGUCUGCCAGACAAAGAAGUUACCACGAAGAAGACGGCACCAGGAGCUUGUUGAACCGAAAUCGUCGCGAACGGCUGAGGUCGGAAGAAAGGAUCGCCAGCACCGAGGACCAAUGGUCGGAGACUCAUUCGGCCAAAAGGUACCCGAUGUCGCCGAAAAGUUACGACGAGUUCCAGAAGAACACGCUGAACUCGCGACGAAGAUACGAGCAAGAUGAACGCAGGCUCUCCAGGCUGGACACCCGAUUAGAUCGCGUUCAAAACGGCAGCUAUCGUCGAAGACGAAGUACCGACGACGAGUCGUCCGACAGAAGAUCCACUUUGCACACUCGAUCCAGGGUCACCAGUUCCUCGGACGAUCACUUCGAGAGAUCUGAAAUCGUUCCACCGCGAAGAGACGACGACGUGGUAACGAGAAGAGCUUCUUCCGUGAGAAGAGAAAUACCUUUGGAGAAUCUCGAACGAUCCUCGCGUAGAGAUUCUCGAAGAUCCUCGAUCGACAGUGAUCCGCAGAUCGCGAGGAAAACACCUGCUCGUGACGUGUCUUCGAGGAGAAACCAGGAAAUAGAAAGAGUGAGCAACGUGCGUUCUGUUCGCGACAGCGAGAACGACGAGGUUGCGCCACGCGUUGCCACGAAGAAUCUACGAAGUCGCGAGCCUUCUCGCGACAGAGAGGUGGUUUCGAGAAGAGACUCUUCGCUGAGGAGAGAAACUUCGAUGGAGGAGGCGGACAGAUCCUCCGUCAGAAGAAAAUCAUCUGUCGAUUCUGAUACUCAGAGUGCUAGGAAAACACCGUCUCACGAGCUUGCUUCCAAGAAGAUCCAGGAAACCGAGGAUCGUAGAAAAAUUCAGGAAACUGAAGAUCGUAGAAAAAUCCAGGAAACCGAAGAUCGUAGAAAAAUCCAGGAAACCGAGGAUCGUAGAAAAAUUGAAGAAAUUGAAGAUCGCAGAAAAAUCCAGGAAACCGACGAUCGUGGGAGAGUCCAAGAAAAUGAGAAUCGAAGUGCGUCACGAGGAAGCAGCAGGAACCAAGAAGAAAUUCGAGAAGUUAGACGCUCCGUGGAAAAGGAGAACCGAAGUGUGUCACGAGGUAGCAGUAGAAAUCAGGAAGAAAUUCGGGAAGUUAGGCGUUCCGUGGAAAAAGAGAAACGAAGCGAAGUGACUCCCGCGAAGAAGAUAGAAAACGAGCAAGCUAAACGUCUGGAAAAGGUAGCUUCUUCGGAGAAAGAAGAAGAACACGUAAUACCAAGCGUGGUUCAACAGAAACUGUCGAAAGACGUCGACGAAUCGUUGAUCACGAUGGAAAUACCUAAAGAAGAAUGGGCGUGUGAGCACUGUACCUUCAUCAACAACAUAAAGGAUCGUGUCUGCGUGGUUUGUUGCAAAACGAAGAGCAGCGAGUUGCCUCCGAGCAACGAAGAGAACUCAGAAGACGUUCCGAGUGUGUUGAGCGAGGUGACGAGAAGCGAAUCAGCGACAACGUCCAGCAACGUGAGCAAUCCCAGUUCAGAUCUGGAGAAACGGACCGGCCUGUUGAAGAUCUCGAACGGCGAAGAAAGCGGCGACAGUGGAUCGACGAGGAACAAAGAUAACGCGAUGCUGGAAAAUUCGUCCGCGGAAAAUCCGAGAAUUGAAUCCUCCUCGAAAGACACGUCGACGCUGAUAACGAACAGCGUAUCAGUGGCCGCUGAUAGCACUGACGCUGCAAACAUUCACGUUCCCGCGAAAAUAAACGUGGAAGAAGAGCCGACGAAACGACCGAUGCUCGGAAAAAUCCCCAAAAGUCAUUCAGUUUCCACGGGGACUUCCCCGCCUCCUCAGAGCAUUUCCACUCAAACGUACGACUACCUUCCACCUAGAGGAAGCGCGGGAUUCGUGAGAGCUUCGUCCGUCUCGAAGGGAUUAUUGUAUUAUGAGGACAGCGACGCUGAGAACGAUGCUGAGCAUCUGUUUCAGGAGCAAAGCAGGUUCGCGAACAGCCCAGACCUGUAUCCACGUACGAUCCAGGAACAGUAUCUUCAGCAGCUGAUCAGCGGACCAAGCAGAGAUCGUACGCGACGAAACUCGAUCGACUCCACCCACCUUUAUUACCGUUCCAGGGAAUCGAGCCAGCCGAGAUUCCUCGACGCCGGUCCGAGCUCUCAAGGUGUUUCGACGUUGACCAGACAAGGAUUGGAGAUAGUGGAGCUUCUACGAGAAGCUGAGAAACACGGUUAUUCCACGGACGAUGUUCAAGUGGCUCUGUCGCAAGGUGCGAGCCAUCCUAUCGAGUGGCUGAGGACGCAGUGGCCGCAUUUGGUGGAGACAGUGCAGAUUCUGGUGACCACGCAGGGGAAAGAGCAGAAGGAGAACAAUAUAGGUGUGCUUUCUGCUGUCGAAGCGAAGGAAGCUUUAAGAGCAACGAAAGGAGACGUUUGGAACUCUGUUGCCAUGGCUAUUCAGCGUAGACAGCAAAAGUGCGAAGAAAUCAUGAAGAAGGGCAACUUUACGAUGGCGGACGUGGUUAAAGCGUUGGAGAAUAACGCCGGUGCCGAGGACGCGGCUUUGUUCGAGCUGCAAAAGAACCAGCUCAAGCCGUUCCUCAUGAGGAUCUGGGGUCCUCCGGUUGGGGUGGAAAACGACGAGGCUGCACCGCGGGAAGAUGCGGCAGGUGCGGUCGGUGGUGGAACGGGUAUAUCCGAACAGGUUUCCAACGUGUCGGACUCGGAAGCCAGGAAGCAGGUAAUGUCACCAAUCGUUGAAAAUUUCGUCGCGUUGCAGGCCGACUUUCGAAAGCAACUGGCAGCCCUCAGACAACUGACCGAUAACUGGCAACAUGACAAAGACCCCCUGAACACGCUCGGUAAUAAGCCUGAUAAUCUGUAUCAAGUUAACACUGACGAUCGAACCGUUCUAAUCGAUAAAAAUCUGGUCCCAAGGGCCGUACAAGACCUCGAUGUAGCCAACACUGUUAAAACACUGAUGGACGAGCAACGAAAGUCGAUCACUCAAGGCCAGACUAAAUCAUUCAUACCUAAAAUGACCGAUACACCUGUCGUAAUCGAGAAACACGAUCAAAAUAACAAUUCCACGAAAACGAUAAUAGAAAACCAUACUAGCGAUAUUCCAGAAACUACAUCGAAUCAGAAUCUACCAUUUUUAACCACAGAAAAUGACAAAAACACUGGAUCGAGGGAAGCGGAACAAAGAAAUGCGGCUGAAAUUGAAACAGAAAAGGUCGCAAGGAAUACACCUAUUUGCACGAAGAAUCACGAGCAAAGAGACAGUUCUACGGUGAAUUUAAUCGAAAGAGUGGCUUCUAAUCCUUCGGAAGAUUCGUCGAAGCAAAGUCGAAGUGACAAACCGUCGGAGGGUGUUGAAGUCUCUGACAAAGAGCAGAAGAAACAAGUAGAAAAGGUGAAAGAACAGGAAGAUAAGGGUGAAGCUACAGCUAUCGUCUCGUCUUGCAGUGCCGAGAGAACGUCAUCGGCUAGAGUAGAAAGGACGACGGAGAAUGUAGAGCAAACGGCGAAGAUGAGUUUAGAAGUAGCUUGUUCGCGGAAGGACGAGGAAGCGGCUGGUUCGCGCGUUAAAGAAAGCGAAACGACGUCCCAAAAGAGCCUGAAUCCCGGGCAAAGCGGCGUACAAGUAGAUAAAGCUUCCCCGUUGCGCUCGGAAAAAGACGAAACAGCGUCCCAAAAGGCUUCUGAUCCUCGUCAAAGAGCCGUACAAGUAGAUAAAGAUUCCUGUUCGUCCGUGGCCGUCCCUUUGCGAUCUAAUGUAUUGGACCACGGUUUCGUGCAAAGUGUAUCCCAAAGAUCUAACGAAUUGACCGAAGAUCCUCCGCCGCGGACCAAUGGAACCGAGCCACCUGAUUUAAUAAACCAGAAAGUCGAAGAACCUCAAAGCUCCUUACCACAGCCAACAGUUUCCGUAGAAUUAACCAAGGCACCUGAAAAUACGAACGUACCAGAACCUGUCGACGCGAGAAACGUAGAAACGAGGGAGAAAUUGGAGGAGAUCGAAGAUGUAACGAAAGUAAAAUCCGGUGAAAAUAGCUCUACGGAAGAACACGUCGAAUGUCUGCGACAAAAAGCUCCUCAGACCGUGGAUGCAUUGAUAUCUGCCGUGAAAUCGCUGCCGGAGCAAUUACUAGGCCCGUUCAUAUCAGCAAUGCAGAUGUUGUCGUCAAAGAAAUCGAGCAUCGACGUCGAACGACCGAACAUCCUCGACGCCGCGAGCAAAGAACACGGGGAGAGCACUUCGUCGACUUCUUUCGUUCUUCCAGCUUCCGAGAACGAAGCGACGAGGAGCGAAGUGGAGGAAGAUGGGAAAAAGCUGGGACCGGAUGCAGAGGAGUCCGCUGCGGACGAAACAACCGCGGCCGACGUCAAAAAGCUGCGAGACCUUGCUACGAGAAUAGCACGUCGUCUUCUAGCAGAGGGCAAAGCGUCGAACUACGACGAAGCGGAAGUGGCUGCCAGUUUGCUAGCUCUAAAAUUCGGGGACGUUGAAGCUCUCCAAGCGGCUAAAGAGUGUUCCAGCGUCGAGUCAGCGUUGGCCUUUUUGCAACAGGAGUGCGAAUUGUGCACGGGUCGAUUUGCAAUGAGCCAGAUGGUGUCCAUGCUGAAGUGUGUUCAUCGUUGUUGCAACGAGUGCGCGAAGAACUACUUCACCAUUCAAAUUAGCGACAGAAACAUCACGGAUGCAGUUUGUCCGUUUUGCAAAGAGCCAAAUCUGAAGGACGCCGGCGAAGACGAAGUUUUAGAAUAUUUCAGCAACUUGGACAUACAACUGAAGACACUUCUGGAUCCUCCGAUUCACGAAUUGUUCCAAAGGAAACUUCGCGAUAGAACGUUGAUGCAAGAUCCGAAUUUCAAAUGGUGCAUUCAGUGUUCGAGCGGAUUUUACGCGGAUCCGGAUCACAAGCGAUUAAUUUGUCCGGACUGUCGAUCGGUCACGUGCGCACUGUGUAGGAGGCCGUGGGAGAAACAGCACGAAGGAAUUACGUGCGAGCAAUUUGCUGCUUGGAAAGACGAGAAUGACCCGGAUAAUCAAGCCGCUGGCUUAGCCAAGCACCUCGCGGAUAAUGGAAUAGAUUGUCCUAAAUGCAAAUUCCGCUACUCUUUGUCCAGAGGAGGUUGUAUGCACUUCACGUGUAGCCAGUGCAAGUACGAGUUUUGCUGCGGUUGCGGCAAAGCGUUCAUGAUGGGAGCGAAAUGCUCGGUCAGCCAGUAUUGCGCGAAACUGGGCCUUCACGCUCAUCAUCCGCGGAACUGUCUGUUCUAUCUUCGCGAUAAGGAGCCCGCGCAGUUGCAACAGCUGUUAAGAGAUAAUGGAAUCGAGUACGACACCCAGGGUCUGGCCGGGGAGCGCAAGUGCAAAGUACAGUUGCAGAAAGAAACUCCCACCGGUGUUGUGGACGCGGUAUGCAAUUCAGACGUCGUUGAGGGACACGCUGGCCUUUGCAGGAUCCAUUAUGUCGAGUAUCUAGUUCGAAUGAUACGGAACACACAACUGGAACCGCUUCCGUUGCUAAACGUAGACGAUCUCGAGACAUGCGUGAAACGUGCGGGAGUCAAGUUGCCCCCGAAUUGGCAGCACUACAUUGAGUACUUGGCGGGCCUGGUACUGAAGGGCAAACUGGAUCCCGCGGCGAUCUUUGACUUGAACGACGCCAAGCAAGAGCUGCGCCGUAGGGGAAAAGUUCCCCCUGCGAAGGACCAGGAAAUGUCCGAGCGGGAUUAUCUUGAGGCGUGCAUUCAGGUCGUACGGAAGGAGAUUCCACUGGAGUGAUAGAAGGGGGAAUAAUUAACAUGCGACUUUAUACGUGACUCACU